This is a messenger RNA of Dendronephthya gigantea, 3720 nucleotides long. Its product is annotated as solute carrier family 43 member 3-like. The record is from RefSeq and is a predicted model, not a curated record. Bases 637 to 2244 code for a protein of 535 amino acids. NCBI's taxonomy places the organism in Eukaryota, Metazoa, Cnidaria, Anthozoa, Malacalcyonacea, Nephtheidae. Gene Ontology annotation, molecular function: L-amino acid transmembrane transporter activity; neutral L-amino acid transmembrane transporter activity. Gene Ontology annotation, biological process: transmembrane transport; neutral amino acid transport. The transcript has 13 exons.
AAUGAUAAAAAGAAUGCCAACCACAGAUAACGACACUAUUAUUGAGUAUCGCUUGUUCAUGUUAGAAGAAGAAGUACAAGCUCUAUGCCAAAGGCUAUAUGAAAUUCUAAUGUUUGCGCUUUUGAAGUGUUGUGCAUGUAUUAAGCAUGCAAGCUUGUAUUACGGAAGUAAAUAUGCGGAAGUUAUUAAACCAAACUAUUUUUAGUUCAAUUUAUAAUGACGCAGUAGAGUAUCAAUUUCAAAUCGAAAAUGACAAUUAUCACGCACGAUAUUGAACGAAGAGUAUUAAAGAGAGGUCAAGGGCAUUUGACAAUUCAAAUUGAAAAGGACACAGAAAAUCAAAUGAAACCUAGCAGAACAUGUCAAAGCGAAUGUGAGAAAUUAAUCCUUUGGUAGAAAUCAAGCCAGGCCAGCCCUGAGACUCAUGUACGUGCAAAGCUCGUAGCAAAUAGGAUCACUAAAAACAUCAUCUACGAAUUCGUAUCAAUGAUCAGAGGCUAAGCGUAUUUGGUGAACGUAAAUCCUCACCCGUUGACGCCAUCUCAAUCUGAAACUCCACAGGCUUUAUCUUUUUGGAGAACGAUUUAUAACGAAGUCCCCGAUUUAAAACGUUCCUGAUGUCUGGUUUGGCAAUUGAUGGCUUCCUUGCAAAGUGUUUACAAGCAACGUGUCAUUAUACUAGUCUGGAGCCUAGUAGAGGUUAUGCUUUUAUCGGCUGUCAUUUUUGGUUGGGCCUCUCUUGUAGUGGUCUUAAAGAAAGAGGGCUUUUUUCGCGACUUGUGCCCGCCCAAGCACGAAGGAAACGUGACUUCCCAUAAUGACUAUUGCAUCAAGCAGGACAAACGGUUGAAUUUGGUCUUUCUGAUCGGUGUUAUCUCGUUAGCUUGGGGUGCGUUUGUUUCCGGGGCCUUUCUGGAUCGUUUCGGACCAAGAAAAACAAGACUUCUUUCAAGUUUCCUUUUCGGGUUGACUUUCCUGUUCUUUGUGCUGGCAGACAAAGACAGGCCAAAUUUGAUUUUUCCUGGGAUUCUGACCCUGUCAGCGGCUGGACUCACCCUAUUACUGACCAUUUUUCAGGUUGCAAAUAUGUUUGAAAAAUGGAAGUCUUCAGUCAUAAGUGUGUUUAAUGGAGCAGUAGAUUCAUCAGCAAUCGUACUACUGUUUUUCAAGUUGGUGUACGAUGCUGGUGUUCCAUUACGGUCGAUCAAUAUAUUUUUUUACAUUUUCGCCAUUGUUGCCAUCCUUAUCUUCACAUUUAUUCUACCUUCUUUUACAAUCACCUCUGAGAGAAUUCGUGAAAUCAAUGGUUCGGAGAAUCCAGAGUCCUCUCAUGACAAUAUUCAUUCCACACACGAAACCGUAGACAAGCCACUUGUACAAGGUGAUCAAGCAAACGGAACAAAUAGAAUAAUUAGGGAAUCGGAGUCGAAUUCGAUAGGAAAGACUCCUGAAAAGAAUGGAAAGGUGGAGCAGGAAGCUGAUUCACAGUUGUCUCCACUUUUUCAAUCAGAAGAAUACGAAGACGAUGAAAUCAAAGAUAAAAAGGACGGUGGUGGAACUAGCCCAGAUUCUACGCCCCGAUUGAUAAGCUUGAUGUUAACCUCCGAGUAUAUCCACACGACGUUUUUUCUUAGUUUGUGUAACCUUCGUUUGUGGUUUUACGUCGGUUACUUAAACUCGUAUUUGGAAUUCAUGUCUGACAAUGACCAUGAUACAGUAAGUCACUACACGAACUGGUUUGGGAUCGCGCAGUUUUCCGGUUUUGUUUUCGCGCCUAUCGUUGGUAUUGUCAUGGAUUGGAAACCGAAAGGAAAGCGAAAUCAGAAAACUGAUUUGGGUUUUGUUGUUGGGUUUUUUCUCACCUCAUUCACCGCUUUCGUUUUAAAUAUUUUGGUUCUUGUCCCUGACCUUUCUGUGCAGUAUGCGUCUUUCGUCGUUCAAGUUGUUCUAAGAGCCUUCGUCUACACUGUCUAUUCAGCGUUUCUCUUACACAAAUUUCCAUUGUCGCAAUUUGGAAAAUUAUACGGCGCAGGCCAUCUGAUAUCAGCAGUAAUAGGUUCUAUACAGUAUGGUCUGUUUACGAUUUCCGAAGAUACCCUUGAGAAAGAUCCAUUUUGGGUGAAUGUUGGUUUUCUAGUGUCUUGUUUGUAUCUGAAUGUUCUUCCAAUCCUCUUGUGGUUUAAGGAAAGGAAAGCGGAACAACUGCAAAAACGUAAUGGCGAAAAACGUAUAGUAAUUACGUAACAAUACUAUCUAUGCAAGCCGGUGGUGAAGGGAGGGAGUUAGAAGAGUUGGAAUGGUGAAUGCUACAUGGUCGCAUUUACACCCUGUAGCUUCGGAACGAGGAAUUUUCGUGUCCGAGAUUGAUUAGAAAGUGUUGAUUGAAAGGAAUGUCUUAUGGUCUGGGUUAUUACGGUUCUAAAAUUAGUGUCGGUUUUUUAAACGUUCCCGUAUGCACGAUUUUGAGUGCAUUGUUAAAAUACGUAAAUUUUUACCUUCAUAAAAGCAUGCAUAUUGUUAAUAGUAUGCAUUCUGCCUCUGUCCAUGGGCUAUUAUCACACGAUGCGCGUUUUUACUCUUUGCAUCGUUUGGUUGUGCCAUAUACAAGAUGCAAUUUAGAGAAUGUGCACGUGUUAGAAUACGAAUCAUGCAUGCGUAUAACGAAACACGUUGCGCUGUGUAAAAAACAAUACGUUUAGACACGGUUCUAAAGUUCGGACUAACAGAAAACACUUAGGAAAUUAGUUAAUCACAUUUUCCCUAAAAUUUAUUUACGAAUCUCUUAGAUUGUCAUAUUUACAAUUUCUUUUCAUGUUGAAACAUGCCAUAUGGCAUAGUACAGUUCCAUUUUUCUGUUCCUCCAUAUUUUACAACCGCAAUCUAUAACAAUACCAUCAUCAGCGCGAAUAAAACUCUCAACUUAAACUUACGAAACAAUACAUAUAGUGAACAUAUGUUGACGAUUGGUCUGGUUCAUAUUCAGACGAUAUUAAACUAUAUGGCUCAUAGGCAUGUGUAGAAGAACGUAAGCGCGAGACUUUUACGCAUGCGUACGUGGCUGCAUAUAAUUUCGUAUGACAUUCCUAUGGUUUUUUACAUUCUUGGAUCAUUCAGGCAAUGAAAAGCCAAAAGAGAAAAGCGAGUGCCACCCAAAGGAAUAUUUUUGAAAGAAAUUGUUCCUGCGCUUCCUGAGGUGAUCCGGGAGCCGGAGCUGAAAAAAUAUCGAGAAUUACUAUAGACAAUAUAUAUAAUAAUAUAUAGGGGGCGGUUGUGUCAAGCCCGUUUAUGGUUUAGCUUACACGGUGGAUAAGUCAAGAUUAAAAUAACACUCUUAGAUCUCUCUUGAAUGAGUCAACUUGAAUUUUAUGCACUGAAUAUGAUGUAGUUGUAAACAGUAUCUUUGUAUUAUGGUUGAAAACAUUUACUUUGCUUGUUCAAUAAAACGAUAGACUUGCUUUCUAUUUUGAACUUAACCACCGUUUAAGCUAAAUGGGCUUGACACAUCCGGCCGCAGAAGUUCAAGUUUACGAAUGAGCUUAUGUUCAACUUUCCUGAGUGCUUGACGUGCUGAUUAAACAGCAGAUGGACAUGCGAUGAUAAUAUGUGACAAAUAUCUAAUCCGUAGUCUUGACUCUUGAUAAGAAGACUUAAACUUACCCUGUCCAAAACCACCGACAUUCUAAGAUAAAGCAAAGAAAAAUAACAUAUUUUAUUAUUGUU